AUGGCUACAUCCAACGGCGAGAAAAGCUUGAUCGUGAGCUUCGGCGAGAUGCUCAUCGAUUUCGUUCCCACCGUCUCCGGCGUAUCCCUCGCAGACGCUCCUGGCUUCAUCAAGGCUCCCGGUGGUGCACCUGCCAACGUCGCGAUCGCCAUCUCCCGCCUCGGCGGUCGCGCUGCGUUCGUUGGAAAACUCGGUGACGACGAGUUCGGUCACAUGCUCGCCGGGAUCUUGAAACAGAACGGCGUCUCCGCCGAAGGAAUCAAUUUCGACACCGGAGCCAGGACGGCACUCGCUUUCGUGACCCUAAGAUCCGACGGAGAACGUGAGUUUAUGUUCUACCGCAACCCUAGCGCCGAUAUGCUCCUCCGUCCCGACGAGCUCAAUCUCGAUCUCAUCAGAUCUGCUAAGGUAUUCCACUAUGGAUCAAUAAGCUUGAUCGUUGAGCCAUGUAGAUCCGCUCACCUGAAGGCCAUGGAAGUGGCUAAAGAAGCCGGUGCGUUGCUCUCGUAUGACCCAAACUUGAGGCUUCCUUUGUGGCCUUCGAAGGAGGAGGCUCAGAAGCAGAUUCUUAGCAUCUGGGACAAAGCUGAAGUGAUCAAAGUCAGCGACGAAGAGCUUAUGUUCUUGACGGGAUCUGAUAAGGUCGAUGAUGAGACUGCUUUGUCUCUGUGGCACUCUAAUCUGAAGCUUCUCUUGGUCACUUUGGGUGACAAGGGUUGUAGAUACUACACCAAGGGCUUCCGUGGAUCUGUUGAUCCUUUCCAUGUGAACGCAGUGGAUACAACUGGUGCUGGUGAUUCAUAUGUUGGUGCCUUGCUUUGCAAGAUCGUUGAUGACCGUGCUGUGCUCGAGGACGAAGCUCGUCUAAGAGAAGUGCUUAGGUUUGCGAAUGCUUGUGGAGCCAUUACAACUACGAAGAAAGGAGCAAUUCCAGCUCUUCCUACAGAGUCUGAGGUUCAGAGUCUCCUCAAAGGGAACUGA
This is a messenger RNA of Microthlaspi erraticum, 981 nucleotides long. The record is from the annotation of a GenBank genome assembly. Lineage: Eukaryota; Viridiplantae; Streptophyta; Magnoliopsida; Brassicales; Brassicaceae.